GUGACGCGGCGGUGAAGUGGCAGGGGGCGGAGCUCAGGAGGGUCGUCACGUGACCGGUGAGAUGUCCCUCAGCUGACAUGGCGGCCCCCGACCAGCUCCAGUUCCAAGAGUUUGAAGAAGCUGCCGUCCUCCUGUCUGAGAACCCGACUGCCACAACCAAGAGUGCCAAUGAGGAGACAAAGCCGCAGCAUGCCACACUGCCCAUGGGAGACGACAGCGAGGGAGAAGAGGGCGAGACCGACCAGACCGAGCUCCUCUCACCCCAGAAGAAAUCCGCAGGUUUCUGGACCUUUCAGUACUAUCAGGACCUGUUCGAUGUAGACACAUACCAGGUGCUGGACAGGAUCCGAGCUUCCUUCAUGCCUGUUCCUGGGAAGAAUUUUGUCAGACAUCAUUUGCGGAAUCAUCCUGAUCUUUAUGGGCCCUUCUGGAUCUGUGCCACACUUGUUAUCACUGUCACAGUGGUGGGGAACCUUGCCACCUUUAUCCAGAUGUAUGGCAGACCAGAUUACAACUACAGCGCCCAGUUUCACAAAGUGACCGUUGCUGGGAUCGCCAUAUACAGUUAUGCCUGGCUGGUCCCCUUAUGUCUGUGGGGAUUUCUGCAGUGGAGGAAAGGAGUGAUCCCAACAGUGGGGACCUACAGCUUCAUGGAGACUGUGUGUGUCUAUGGCUACUCGCUGUCUGCAUACAUUCCUUCUACUCUUCUCUGCGUAGUCCCAUAUGAAAUAUUCCGCUGGAUCAUUCUUCUGCUGGCCAUGUGUCUUUCUGCUUUUGUCCUUGUUCUGGCUUUCUGGCCGCACAUCCGCAGAGACAACAAGAUGGUGGCUAUAGGGAUGGUAACAAGCAUGGUGCUUCUACAUGUGCUGCUACCUGUGGGCUGCAAGGCAUACUUUUUCCCAAGAGUGGAAGAACACGGUCCAGAAUCACCCGUUGGAACCUCCACCACGCCGAAAGCUCCCACUACUUCACAGAAGAUGUGAUCGUCUCCCAGAUUAUAAUGACUAUUCAAUGGACAGAGUGUGUACAUUGCAGCAGCCAGCUCUGCCUACUGUACCACCUAUUCUUAGACUGUGUAUAGAACAUUGGAGUGACUACUCACAGAAGACACGGCUCAACAAAUGUAUUUCUCUAUUUUUACUGGUUAUGAUUCUUUUACUGAUGAAGAUAAUUUAAGGUUUGAUUAAUAAAGACCAUUUUUUUUUUCUCCUAUAAAA
Molecule: messenger RNA, 1217 nt
Organism: Rana temporaria (common frog)
Lineage: Eukaryota; Metazoa; Chordata; Amphibia; Anura; Ranidae
Gene: YIPF2
Product: Yip1 domain family member 2
Exons: 8
Coding region: 78-983 (301 amino acids)
Biological process (GO): vesicle-mediated transport
Cellular component (GO): Golgi apparatus; membrane
Molecular function (GO): small GTPase binding
Source: RefSeq, a predicted model, not a curated record